AUGUACGGACUGCGCUCAGUCCGCAGACGUCAUGUAUUCCUCAUCUUCGCAACAAUCUUCCUCGUCAUUUUCCUGACCAACAACACAAAUGCAGUUCACCGACUCAGGCGGCUCGACAUCGAGUCGAUCGACUGGAGCAACUACGAAGAGGACAUCAUUUCCCACGUCAAAGAAGAGCUCAAUUCCAUCGUGGAAAAUCCCGAAGAUUUUUUAGAAUCAAAAAAAGACCGAAGAGAUAGAAGAGAAAAUUGA
Messenger RNA from Oikopleura dioica, 252 nucleotides. NCBI's taxonomy places the organism in Eukaryota, Metazoa, Chordata, Appendicularia, Copelata, Oikopleuridae. The record is from the annotation of a GenBank genome assembly.